UGAGCCGGGGCGCUAUGGCCUCAGCCCGGCCGGCCGCGGGGAGCGCCAGGCGGCUGACGAGUCACGCAUCCGGCGGCCCAUGAACGCCUUCAUGGUGUGGGCGAAGGACGAGCGCAAGCGGCUGGCACAGCAGAACCCGGACCUGCACAACGCGGUGCUCAGCAAGAUGCUAGGCAAGGCGUGGAAGGAGCUGAGCACCGCGGAGAAGCGGCCCUUCGUGGAGGAGGCGGAACGGCUGCGUGUGCAACACCUGCGCGACCACCCCAACUACAAGUACCGGCCGCGCCGCAAGAAGCAGGCGCGCAAGGCCCGGCGGCCGGAGCCCGGCCUCCUGCUCCCGGGCCUGGCGCCCCCGCCGCCGCCGCCGCCGCCCGAGCCCUUCCCCGUGGCGACUGGCGCAGCCCGUGCCUUCCGCGAGCUGCCCCCGUUGGGCGCUGAGUUCGACGGCCUUGGGCUGCCCACGCCCGAGCGCUCGCCGCUGGACGGCCUGGAGCCCGGCGACGCCGCUUUCUUCCCUCCGCCUGCGGCGCCCGAGGACUGCGCGCUGCGACCCUUCCGCGCGCCCUACGCCACCGCCGAGUUGCCCCGGGACCCGGGCGGCUGCUACGGGGCGCCCCUGGCCGAGGCGCUCAGGACCGCGCCCGCCCCCGCCGCGCCGCUCUCCAGCCUCUACUACGGCGCCCUGGGCGCGCCCGGCCCGAGCCCGUACCCCGGCCCGCUGUCCCCGCCGCCCGAGGCCCCGCCUCUGGAGGGCGCCGAGCCGCUGGGUCCCACCGCCGACCUGUGGGCCGACGUGGACCUCACCGAGUUCGACCAGUACCUCAACUGCAGCCGGACUCGACCCGAUGCCGCCGGGCUCCCGUACCACGUGGCGCUGGCCAAGCUGGGCCCGCGCGCCAUGUCCUGCCCGGAGGAGAGCAGCCUGAUCGCUGCGCUGUCCGACGCCAGCUCUGCCGUCUACUACAGCGCGUGCAUCUCCGGCUAGGCCGCCGGCCGCCCGGCGCGCGCUGGUGUCGCCGUGCAUCACCACUCUGUCUCUCUCACAGGUGUCUGACGCCGCUGCUUGUAGCAGGCCCGCGGGAACCAGCGAGGUUGGUGCUUGGCCACCCGCCCAGGGCGGCCUGCAGGGGUGGCUCCCACUUGUCCCAGGGUUCUCCCAGGAAGCCCAGGCCUAGGACAGGUUAAGUUUUUGAAGCGCCUCAUCCUUUUCUUGCAGUGUAUUUUCUAGAACCAGGCUGUAUUUUUUACUUUACCUUUUUUUAUAUACAGAAAACAAUAUAUUUAAUUUUUAAUUAAACUUUUAAACCUUUUCUCCCAA
Vicugna pacos (alpaca) is the source of this 1318-nucleotide messenger RNA. RefSeq names its product SRY-box transcription factor 18 (gene SOX18). NCBI's taxonomy places the organism in Eukaryota, Metazoa, Chordata, Mammalia, Artiodactyla, Camelidae. Gene Ontology annotation, molecular function: RNA polymerase II cis-regulatory region sequence-specific DNA binding; DNA-binding transcription activator activity, RNA polymerase II-specific. Gene Ontology annotation, cellular component: nucleus. Gene Ontology annotation, biological process: angiogenesis; positive regulation of transcription by RNA polymerase II; lymphangiogenesis. The record is from RefSeq and is a predicted model, not a curated record.